Psammomys obesus (fat sand rat) is the source of this 534-nucleotide messenger RNA. RefSeq names its product odorant binding protein 2B (gene Obp2b). The record is from RefSeq and is a predicted model, not a curated record. NCBI's taxonomy places the organism in Eukaryota, Metazoa, Chordata, Mammalia, Rodentia, Muridae. Bases 1 to 534 code for a protein of 177 amino acids. The transcript is spliced from 6 exons. Gene Ontology annotation, molecular function: small molecule binding.
AUGAAGGCCCUGUUCCUGAGCUUUGGCCUCGGCCUCCUGGCUGCCCUGCAGGCCCAGGCCUUCCCCACUGUGGACGAGGAUGAGGAUGUGACAGGAAUGUGGUAUUUGAAAGCUACAGCAUCUGACAAGAAGAUUCCUGACAAGAAGCUUGGCUCUGUGUCUGUGGCUUCCAUGUCCAUCAAGACCCUGGAAGGGGGCAACCUGCAAGUCAAUUUCAGUGUCCUGGUUGCAGGACAAUGCCGGGAGGUGAGCACUGUCCUAGAGAAGACAGAUCAGCCCGACAAAUACACCUUCUAUGGGGGCAAACAAGUGCUCUACAUCAUACCAUCUGCAGUGGAGGACCACUUCAUCUUCUGCCACGAGGGCAGAAUACAUGGGCAUCCUUUCCGAAUGGCAAAACUUGUGGGCAGAGACCCUGACUUCAACCAGGAGGCCCUGGAAGAUUUUCAGAACGUUGUAAGAGCUGAAGGUCUCAACGCAGAGAGCAUCUUCAUCCCCAAGCAGAGUGAAAGCUGCCCUCUAGGAAACAAUUAA